ACGAGUGGCGUCGUCAAACCGCGCCGGAGAAGCACCAGUAGGAUCCCAGCAGGAGGUAGAGCCGAAGCAGCAACUCGCCCCAUGCGAGGGGCAGGGCGCAGGCGCAGGCGCAGCCAGCGAGCAGGCGCGAGGCGGGGCUUGGGCAGCGCUUAUCCAGUCAGGGAGGGGUAUAGGGCCGCCCGCCCUUCAAUGGGCAGAACCCUGAGCUGUUGGGCCAAUGGGAGGAGACCCCGCGGGGCAGGCUGGGAUGAUGGAGAAUUUCUCGGCGCUCUUCGGCGGAGCUGAGCCCCAGCCUCCUGCCACGGCCGCUGCGCUGGGCUUCGGGCCGGGGAAGCCGGCAGGGCCCGGGAGUGCGCCUCCCCCAGCCGCCGCGGCGCCACAAGGCGGAGAAGACCCAUCCCGCAAGACCGUGGCCUCCAGCGGCCCCUUCUAUCUGAUGCGCGAGCUCCCAGGUAACACGGAGCUGACGGGCAGCACCAACCUGAUCACGCACUACAACCUGGAGCAUGCCUACAACAAGUUCUGUGGCAAGAAGGUGAAGGAGAAGCUGAGCAACUUCCUGCCCGACCUGCCGGGGAUGAUCGAUCUGCCCGGCUCGCACGACAACAGCAGCCUGCGCUCCCUCAUCGAGAAGCCGCCCAUCUGCAGCAGCUCCUUCACCCCCCUCACCGGCACCAUGCUCACGGGCUUCCGCCUGCACGCCGGCCCGUUGCCAGAGCAGUGCCGCCUGAUGCACAUCCAGCCACCCAAGAAGAAAAACAAACACAAACACAAGCAAAGCCGCACUCAGGAUCCUGUGCCCCCAGAAACCCCUUCAGACUCUGACCACAAGAAGAAGAAGAAGAAAAAGGAGGAGGAUCCAGAGCGGAAGAGGAAGAAGAAAGAGAAGAAGAAAAAAAAGAACCGGCACAGCCCAGAGCACCCAGGAGUGGGGAGCUCGCAAGCCAGCAGCAGCAGCAGCCUCCGGUGAGGGCAGGCACGACUCCGGUGCUAAAGUGGCUCUGGGAAGAUGCCUGAUGCAGAUGUGGGUGACUGGGAGAACAGCCCUGGAGGCAACACUGACUGAACUCUUCUCCCAAAGUGGCUUGUUGGGGGGCACUUGGGCUGCCCUGGCUGGGGGCACAGACUGUCCAGACACAAGCCUGCUGGGAGCACGGACUGAAAUGGAGAUGGUACACAAGCUGCUGCCCUGACCCAGAGCCAGGCCCAACUUUUUCCUUUUUUAUUAAAUACUCCUGACUGAGUCAGGUGCUUUCUCCUUUUUAUUCAUGUUUUAAUUAAAUCUCUGCUUGGAAGAGG
Molecule: messenger RNA, 1299 nt
Organism: Gavialis gangeticus (Gharial)
Lineage: Eukaryota; Metazoa; Chordata; Crocodylia; Gavialidae
Gene: MED19
Product: mediator complex subunit 19
Exons: 5
Coding region: 218-970 (250 amino acids)
Biological process (GO): positive regulation of transcription by RNA polymerase II
Cellular component (GO): mediator complex
Molecular function (GO): transcription factor binding; transcription coregulator activity
Source: RefSeq, a predicted model, not a curated record